AUGGGCCAAACUACCCCCUUCGAUCCGGCAUUUAAAACAGGAUCCAUUGAAGAAGCUCGCCAGGAAAUCAACGAACGCCAGGAUUUACGUCCACUUUCCGCAACUAUCACUUCACUAGCUCUCGUUCAGUGCAUUGAAGAAACAGACCGCCGUAAUCUUUCCCGUCAAGUCGAUGCCUGCCACACAUUGUAUCCUGUGGAAAAAAUCAGUGUCCACGAGGUCGCGGGAGCAACGGUAGCUGUGACACCUGCCAGGUUCGGUCAGAAGCUGAACGUCGUCAGGGGACUCGGAAUGAGAGGUCCAGUCAGUGGCGACGACCUGCGCAGGAUUGAACUAUUGUACUCUGAUGUCGGACUAUCAACGACAAUUGACCUAUGUCCAUACGUUGAACAGAGUUUGCUCCAACUUCUUGCCGCUAGGGGAUACAAGGUCAAGCUCUUCAUGAACGCUUACAUCCGCUCUCUCGACGACAUCGAUAUCCAUAACAUCGUCGAUGCGCCAUCUGCUGAUCGCCAAGAAGAUAUGAGCGUCGUCAUCUCCCCAGUCAAGCAUGAUGAGCACGAAGAAUUUGUGCGGUGCUCCGUGGACGGAUUUCGUGAUAACGGCCGCUCGACGGAGCUUCUCGGAACCCUGGCACGCGUCGCCAUACGGAGAGCUGAUACAUCGCUUUAUUUCGUGAAAGUCAACGGUGAAGCCGCGGGCACGGGGGCGAUGGCGCUAAUUGACACGGAUUAUGGCAGGGUGGCGUAUCUCUACCUUGAUAGUACAAUUCCUAAAUAUCGUGGCAGAGGUCUUCAUAUCGCGCUCGACCGGGAACGCUUAUUGGAUGCGCGCAAGUUGGGAUGCCACCUGGCUGUCGUUACAGUCAAGAUGGGAAAUGCGAGUGGGAGAAAUGCUGAGCGCCUAGGGUUUCGAGUUGCGUAUACGAAGGCUUACUUUCAAAAAGAGCUCUCAUUUACCGAAGAACUUAAAGAAUAA
Molecule: messenger RNA, 978 nt
Organism: Aspergillus pseudoviridinutans
Lineage: Eukaryota; Fungi; Ascomycota; Eurotiomycetes; Eurotiales; Aspergillaceae
Exons: 1
Coding region: 1-978 (325 amino acids)
Molecular function (GO): acyltransferase activity, transferring groups other than amino-acyl groups
Source: RefSeq, a predicted model, not a curated record